UCAGAAGAAGAAGAAGAGGAUGAGGAUGAGGAUGAAGAAGAAGAAGAAGAAGAUGAGGAUGAAGAAGAAGUAGGAUGAAAAUAAGAAUUCCAAACCGGCAAAAAGUGUAUCUGCAGAGCUCCUCUAUUUCUGACAGUUCUCUGACAGUUCCUUCACAUGUACAGCGGUUGAAACAUUGUAUCUGUUUUCGAAUAAAAACAUCUGUAUCCUAAAUGGAAACAAAUAGAUACAAUGUUUCAACCGCUGUACAUGUGAGUGAACUGUCAGAGAACUGUCAGAAAUAGCGGAGCUCUCUGCAGGGACACUUUUGCCGGCUGAUCGGGAAAAAUCCGAU
Staurois parvus is the source of this 334-nucleotide messenger RNA. The record is from the annotation of a GenBank genome assembly. Lineage: Eukaryota; Metazoa; Chordata; Amphibia; Anura; Ranidae.